Aegilops tauschii subsp. strangulata is the source of this 513-nucleotide messenger RNA. NCBI's taxonomy places the organism in Eukaryota, Viridiplantae, Streptophyta, Magnoliopsida, Poales, Poaceae. The record is from RefSeq and is a predicted model, not a curated record.
AUGGCCCAGACCCAAGCACCACCAGAUCCAGAUCGGAUCGGGGUCGAGGGCCCCAAGCCGCAACCGCUGCGGAGGCAGCACCACUGGACGGUGCCCAGCCCUCCAGCCCGCCGUAUGACCGAAUCAUCGCCGGAGCUCCCCCCGCCACGCCACCAAGCCGCCGCCGGGAUAACUCGCGCCGCCGCCAGAGAAGCUGCAGCCGCCGCGCGUCGGAGGGGCCCCAAGCCGCAGCUGCACCGCCGCCAGGCAGGGCCGCCGCCACCCAGCACGCCCUCCUCCGCGCCGCUGGGCCCCGCCCAGCCCAGCGCCGUCUCGCGCCGGACGCCAACCGCGAGGAGAGGGGCAAGAUCCCCGCCGCCACCAACGCCGGCCGGACUUUGCCCGGCGGAGCUGCGCGGUGGCGGCGGGCGGAGAGAUCGACGAGGGAGGACGAGGGGCGGCGCGCUAGGGUUUCCCCCGAGGACGCUCGCGGGAGCGGCUCAGGGGUCGGGAGUGGGAAUUCAACUCUUGUAA